AUAUCUAUAUCUAUAUCUAUACAUAUAAAUAUAUAUAUGUAUAUAUAUAUAUGUAUGUAUAUGUAUAUAUGUAUAUGUAUAUGUAUAAAUAUAUGCAUAUCAUUAGCUAUAUGCUAUAGUACGUUGGACCUCGCUUCCUUAUUCUUAUGUACAUAUUUAAGUCGAGUUGUACCUGAUUAGUUUGUAACUGUCACUUGCACGUCGACCCAGUCCUAUUUACACUGGUGACAUCAGCUCAAUAUACACUGACGAUAGUACAUCACAAUAUAUUGUAUAUCAUUGUACAUAUAAUUGUCUAAAAACAUCAUUAUUUUUAUCACUUUGUUUCAUAAGCGUAAUAAGACCCUCUGUACGCUUAAGUGAACCACGAAUCACACGCCUACAUUUAUCCAUACAGUAUACACAUAAUUAGACACAUAGAUAUAAAUACAUUUAUAUACCUCAAUAUACAGAUACAUAAACGUAUAUAUAUAUAUAUACAUGGAUCCAAGUACAAACACGCAUACAUAUAGUCCAAUAAUAGGGAUACGCGUGGCUCAGAACAGCCCGUCUAUUUGUCACGUACAGGACACCCAUGAUCACAUAUAAGGUCUUACACAUAUAUAUACAUACAUACACACUUGCCUUAUCACGCACGUGUGCGUGUAUCUCUUCAUAGCAAUGGUUCGUACAUCUCCGGCUGAUUUAUACAUUGCCUUCAAGAAGAUCAAAGAAGAUGCGCUUUCGUCACAUCCAGCGGCGUCUGUUCUAAUCCUGGCCGCACCAGACGUGGAUGCUGUGUGCGCAUGCAAACUCAUGACGUGCUACCGUUCUAUAUGA
Molecule: messenger RNA, 819 nt
Organism: Sphaeroforma arctica JP610
Lineage: Eukaryota; Ichthyosporea; Ichthyophonida
Exons: 2
Coding region: 661-819 (52 amino acids)
Source: RefSeq, a predicted model, not a curated record